Cyclocybe aegerita is the source of this 462-nucleotide messenger RNA. The record is from the annotation of a GenBank genome assembly. Lineage: Eukaryota; Fungi; Basidiomycota; Agaricomycetes; Agaricales; Hemipholiotaceae.
AUGUCGAGCGUAUUCUUCUACGAGCCCUUCUACGACUUCGAUCGCUUCUUUGACGACGUGUUCGCUCCUCGUCAAGCUGUCAGAGACGGCAACCAAGUCGCCCAACGGUCUGUAGACGGCGCCGUGAGGUCCCUCAAACCAAGGAUGGACCUUCACGAAGACAAGGAAAAGAACGUCGUGACCGCCACCUUCGAGUUCCCGGGCGUCUCGAAGGAGAACAUCAAUAUCGACGUCCACAACCAUCGUCUGACCGUCUCCGCCGAGACGAAGCAGUCGACCGAGCACGAGGAGAACGGGUACGCCGUUCGUGAGCGUCGUUUCGGCAAGUUCUCCCGCACUCUCCAGCUUCCUCAGGGUGUAAAGGACGAGGAAAUCAAGGCCGCGAUGGAGAAUGGUGUCCUGACCGUCACCUUCCCCAAGAUCACCCCCGAGCUUGCACCUAAGCGCAUCACGAUUGCCUAA